AUGGCGCUUGUGGACGACGGCGACUACUACGGACUGUUUGGCGUGACGGCCGAGUCGCCAUCGUCGCUCAUUCUAACCCAGCGGCGCGAACUGACGCGGAUGCUGCAUCCGGACAACUUUGACGAUCCUGCGAUGCAGGCGUCGGCCACGCAGGUGCUCUCACGGAUUAACCUCGCGUACCAGAACGUACUCCGCAACGAGGCCUCACGCGAGAUCUACAACGAGCUCUGUGAGCUGCGGCUGUACUACCCACUGUUCGGGACAAAGCGGCUGCCGUCAAUUCACGCUGCAGCCGUCCGCGACUCGAUGCAGAGUCUUUACUCACGGAUGAAGAGCGCCAACAUGCCGCAGACACUGCUGGCCGAGGCCUUGCUGGUUGUUGACUUGCUCAACAAGUUUAUUCUUGCUUGGAACGAGCACAAGCGGCGGCGGGCCAAGGCCAAGGCCAAGGCCAAGGCCGGGCGGGCCGGGCGGCGGCGGUGAUGGGCAGAACGCGCAGGCUGGACCGGCGUCAUUGGCUCGCGGUGCUGGUGGAGGCGAGCAGUUUCAUGGUGGUGUCGUAGCCGAGAAAGACACCUGCAUGGAGCGGGGCGGCGCGGAUGAGGGCCGGCGCCGUGCCCUUGAAGAACGUGGCGAGGCCUUGCUCGGCCCACAGCGUGCGUGCGCAGUGCACGACCGAGGUGUAGGUACCGGCCGGCGCGCCCUGCAUCCGGGUCUUGAUGACAUCGACCGGUAUGGUAGGGACCCACUGGGCUGAGCCUGCGAGCGCACCGGCGGCAGCAACUGCAACCGGUGCGUACUUGCUCGGCAGCGCGUCGGUGAGGGCCGGUUUGAGCAGCGCGUACGUCGGGUAGUAGAUAGCAUACUGCGGGACUUCACGGGCGAUGGUGGCGCCCAGGCCACGGAAGAGCGCGCUGGGACCGUCGUUUCGCACCACAUGGGCGAUGCCGUGAAAGGCCGACUUGAACGGCGGUGCCCGCGCAUUGCCGGGAUUGUGCCACGCUUGCUGGACCGUCUUGGCAAGCUCGACCGGCCCGCGAACAAACGACUGGACCAGGCCAGCAAAGGCCGCCGCCGGGAUGACAACCUGAGCCAUUGAGCCAGCACGUGUCUCGUCGACCACCUCGUCCAGCCAAGACUUUGCCCACUCGAAAGAACCAAAGGCCACAG
Messenger RNA from Thecamonas trahens ATCC 50062, 1170 nucleotides. RefSeq lists its product as uncharacterized. The transcript has a single exon. NCBI's taxonomy places the organism in Eukaryota, Apusomonadida, Apusomonadidae. The record is from RefSeq and is a predicted model, not a curated record. The coding region runs from base 1 to 483 and encodes 160 amino acids.